Messenger RNA from Paramecium tetraurelia, 2850 nucleotides. RefSeq lists its product as uncharacterized. Lineage: Eukaryota; Ciliophora; Oligohymenophorea; Peniculida; Parameciidae. The record is from RefSeq and is a predicted model, not a curated record. Gene Ontology annotation, molecular function: protein binding. Gene Ontology annotation, biological process: motile cilium assembly. Gene Ontology annotation, cellular component: ciliary basal body. The transcript is spliced from 6 exons.
AUGUCACGUUCAAAUAUUCCUAGAUAAUUGCCACCCUUAUAGCAAAAGAGAGUUGGAGAAGGUGAAAUGCCUUUUGGAGGGUAUUAGCAACUGUCAUAGCCAGCAGAGAAGAAGGUUGACUUUGCAAAUUCAAAUUUCGAUCAGCAAGAAGCAUAGGAAAUGGAUGAAGAAGAAAAAUUGUAACCUGCACCCAAUCAUGACAGUGGAAUGACAUACACCAACUUUAUGAAUGAUGAUCUGAUUUAUAAUUGUUUCUCUUUGGGAGACCGAAUCGGAGCCAGAAUCAAUAGACUGCUCCAUUGCGAUCCGCCUAGACGCACUUUCGUGGAUCUAUUGAAUAAGCUAGAAUAUGAAUAAAUUGUGAACCCAUUUUCAAUGAGUGAGAAAGAUAAAGCCCAGAUUACACCCGAUAGAACUGUGGUAGUGAAGAUAAUUGGGACAUCCUAAUUACAGAUGGAUACGAACAUUCAGCAUCCAUUCAUAAGGAUGCAUGUGAUCAAUAUCAAAAAUGGAUGCUAUUUGUAUAAGCCAAAAAAUGAGGACAAUUAACCAAGAGAGUUCACGAAUGCCGUGUACAAUUAUGAAAGCAAUUGCAUAACGAACAUCGUGGAUGGAGAGAGGGAGAGAGUUACAUGUGAGUUAGAGUUGCUAACUGCUUUUUCUACGAAUUUCUGCGAUAUGCGUAUGGCAACCAAUAGUAGAGCAUAGUGGAAUGAGGAAAUACUGAUUAAUAUUCCAGCUGAUGAGUUCUAUAAGUCAGAUACGAUAAUUUUGUUUGAACUUCUAGAUUUUCAUCCUAUUUAUUUAUAGUAGCACAAUAGUGAGUUCUUGGAUUCAGAUAACUUCUAUAGAAUUGCUUGGGGAUAUGCAAGACCUAAUGGGUUAUGCAGAUUGCAUUUGGGCAUAAGUAAGAUACAGUUGUACAAGUAUUUGUUUGAUACGAGUAAAUUGAAAUCAGUCAGCAGAAGAGAAUCAAUUCCAUUGGUGUAUUUUGAUUUCCUUUGGCUUGAUAAAGUUGAGUAUGAUGCAGUUUUGAAUGUGUAUUUGGGAACUGAAGCCAAGCCCUAAUUCAUCGAGAUAUACGGGAAGAGUCAAAGCACCAGUGUAUUUGAGGUGGAGAGAGGAGAUGAAGAGGCAAAGGAGAAGGUGAAACACUCUGUGGUGAUGGAGAAGGUGAUUGAGUAGAGAGUGGAGGAGAUCACUGAUUAAGAGAAGAUCAAUUUAAGAAGACGUCGUUACCUUGGAGAUAAGGAAGAUCACAUUCCAGAUAAAAUAGCUUAUAAAUUCGCCAGUGCUCCUUUGGGAUGCUAUAGACUGACCUUCAAUAAAUUUGGGAAUUACUUGGCUUGUGCAUGUACUUAUAGGAAUUCAAAAACUAUAAUAAAAUUAUUUGAUGUAGAGACCGGUUAACAUUUUGCAACAUAUAAAGGUCAUAGGAAUAUCAUUCAUGAGUUGCAAUUCUCAUCGAAUUCACAAUAUUUAAUUACGGUGUCAAGUGAUUACACAGCCAAAGUCUGGAUGAAUGAAGAAGAUUCGGACUUGCUGUAAAUCUGUUAACUCCAACAUCCCUCUUUUGUUUAUGCUGGUUUGUUUUUGAUGGAUAACAAGAUGCCAGUGGUGGCCACAUGUUGUUUCGAUAGCAGAAUGCGUAUAUGGCAAUUUGAGUCUAAUCAAUCAUUACAAAUAAUUGAUGAACCCAUUCAGUAGGAAAUUAUUUCAUAUGAUGGCAUCUCCUUUGAUCAAUUUGAUAAUCUGGGCAAUCACAGACAUCCCAAUUGCAUAGUGUAUGAUGGUGUCAAAUGUUUGUAUGUUGGAGAUUCCUUGGGAAAUAUUCACUUUUUUGACAUCAAUCUCUCUGGUGUGAUUCAAGAAAUUAGUGGGAAUGCAAUUAAUUCAAUAUAAUUGAUGCCUCCAGAAUGCCAAGAUCUCUUAAUUCACACUAGAGAUAACUGCCUUAGAAUUGUUGAUUUUAAGUCUGGAGAUGGCAAGUUUCAUGAUCAUGAAGUGAUAUAUGGCACAGUCAACAAUCGUUUCUUUGGGUCUCAAUCUGUCAAAAUAGCCUGUCGAAGUGUCUCCAGUCCAAAGGGAGAUUACGUUCUAUCAGGGAGUGAAGAUGGUAAACCCCAUCUCUGGAGUAAUCUAACACAAACCUUACCCACCGAUUUAUUUUAAUUUAGUGUGAUUGGUCCAGUAGCUGACGUGGCUUGGAACUAAGGCUAUCACAUGAUUGCAGUUGCUGGUUUUGGAGAUGAGCAUCCCAUACUUGUCUAUGUUUGGGAGAGAGAAGGAGAUCUUAAUUUUAUUGAAGCCAAAAAACUAUAAGAUGAAAUCAAAAUUAAAAAUAGAGAACAAGAAGACAUUAUAUUUAAUAUCCAAGCUAAACAAACACUCAGUCGCUUCCAAUAAUCGAUUCAAGCUCAAGGACUCUUUUAGCCACAACUUGCUUAAUCCUCCUAGAUUCCAUUCUAACCCUAAUCCAAUUUCAAUUAAUAACAACCUGGCAAUUAAUCUAGGACUGGUACCUAAGCUGGGCCUUUUGGAUCUUCAGGACCGUUUGGCUAGCCACAACAAUCAUAAUCAUAGGUUCCAUUUGGUUAACCACAAUAAUCGCAGGUCCCAUAUGGUUAACCAUAGCAAUCGUAGACUCCAUUCGGUCAACCUUAAUAAUAGGUUCCAUUUGGAUAGCCAUAAGGACCGUUUGGAUCGUAAGGAGAACCUCAAUCUGGUCCUUUUGGAUAGUCCUAGUAAUAAGGUCCUUUUGGUUAGAUGCCUUUCUAGCAGUAAUAGCAAGUACCUCCAAAUUAUCCAAACACACCGUAUAAUGCAAGUUAUCAAAUGCCAUUUUCAUGA